AUUACAUUCAUUAUUCAAAGUGAAUAAACCUAAAAUCAAGAUCUUCGAUUUGUUUUCAUAUGGGUAUUUAGAUUACUCCAAAAAGAUCCAAACUUUCUCGAGAAAAUUCGAAUCCCACUAAUCAAAGCCGAUUUUCUCGGGAAAACGACAUGGGUUUGUACAACAAUAACUUUGCUUUCUCCAUCCUUUUGGGCCUGGUUUUUCUGUUCGCGGCCGCACCACCGUCGGCGUCGCAGCUCACUCCGGCGGCCGUAGCUCCGCCCCCGUCACUAUCGCCGGAGGAGAUGUGCAACGGAAUAUUCCUCUCCUACACCUUCCAACGUGGUCUCAAGAUUCCACCAAACGACUCGACCGAUCAACCGUACCGGUUUGAGUCGCUCCUCAUGGUGCUCAACAACGGCCGAGAGGAACUCAAGGAGUGGAGGGUCUUUGUCGGAUUCAGACACCGCGAGAUCCUCGUCUCUGCCACCAACGCAUUGCUCGUAAACGGAACGGAUUUGCCCGCCCCCGUAGGAAACGGCACCGUUUUCGGGGGAUACCCAGUUUCAGAUCUCAAGACAGCGAUUCAGACGGCAGGGGACUUGAACCAGUUUAGAGCUUUGGUCAGCCUCGUCGGAACUCAGUUUGGAGUGGCGCCUCCGGCAGCUCCGUUGCCGGGAAACUUAACGCUCGUCAACGACGGUUGGAUUUGUCCGAUGCCUACUCUUCAACCUAGCAAAACCGAGAUGACCACAUGUUGCACGAGAGACCCAAGUAUCAAAGUCAACGACACGAUCUCCGAUAACUUCCUGCCACGUCAGACCGGCGACCUGACCAUAAUGUACGACGUAGUCCGAGCCUACGACCAAAACUACUUAGCCCAAGUCACGAUCGAGAACCACAGUCCACUGGGCCGAUUGGACCAUUGGCAACUAAGCUUCGAUUGGAAACGGAACGAGUUCAUCCAGAAAAUGCAAGGCGCUUAUCCCACAGUUGUCGACGCCACGGGCUGUAUCUACGGCACGCAAGCUCAAGUCUACACAAAUCUCGAUUUUGCCGACGUUAUCAGCUGUGAGAGACGACCCGUCAUCGUUGACUUGCCUCCCACGAAAGCCGACGACCCAACGUACGGGAAGAUACCUUCUUGCUGUCGGAACGGUACGAUCUUGCCACGUGUCAUGGACCCAAGCAAAUCGGCGUCUGUUUUCCUGAUGCAGGUCUUCAAAAUGCCUCCGGAUUUUAACAGCUCGGCGUUAUUCCCACCGCAGAAUUGGCAGAUCAACGGUAUGUUGAACCCGGAUUACCAAUGCGGGCUUCCGAUCCGGGUCAGCCCGAGUUUAUACCCGGAUCCGAGUGGAAUCGAGACUAACAAAACGGCUUUCGCCAGCUGGCAAGUUGUGUGUAACAUUACACACCCGAAAAACGCGAUCCCCAAAUGCUGCGUUUCGUUUUCAGCGUUCUACAACGACUCAAUCGUGCCUUGCAAGACCUGCGCUUGCGGUUGCGGCUCCGAAACGCAGACGACGCGAACGUGUAGCGCCACAUCGCCCGCACUUCUCAUACCGCCGGACGCGCUUCUGGUGCCGUUCGAGAACCGGACUGCGUUGACGGUUGCGUGGGCCGCACUCAAGCACUACCCUGUCCCAAACCCUAUGCCCUGCGGCGACAACUGCGGUGUUUCGAUCAAUUGGCAUCUGGCGUCGGACUACAGAGGAGGGUGGACGACGAGGGUAACGAUCUUUAAUUGGGAAGAGAUCAAUUUUCCUGAUUGGUUUGUAGCCGUUCAAAUGGAUAAACUGGCUGUUCCAGGGUAUGAGAAAACGUACUCCUUCAACGCGAGCGUUAUGAGCGUUAACGGCGGUGUGAACAACACGAUUUUCAUGCAGGGUCUUCCCGGUAUGAAUUAUCUGGUUGCUGAGACAGACGGUUUGGAUCCGGACAAGAACCCUAGAGUUCCCGGGAAACAACAGUCAGUUAUACAGUUCAGUAAGAAACACACGCCGGGGGUUAGGGUUCCGGAGAGGGAUGGUUUUCCGGCGAAAGUGAUAUUUAACGGAGAAGAGUGUUUGCUUCCCGAUGUAUUUCCAACGGCCGGCGGUAACAGGAUCAAGAGAUUUAUGGUUUUGCCCUUCCUCGCGGUGGUUCUAACCACGAUCCUGAUGCUCACGCAGCGGUAACUUGGGGAUUAAGCAAACUGCUAUGGUGUUUUUAGGGCUUGUAAUAUGGUUUCCCGGUCCAUUUAUACACUGGUUUUGUCAUAUAAAGUUCGGAUGUUGGACACGU
Molecule: messenger RNA, 2262 nt
Organism: Tarenaya hassleriana
Lineage: Eukaryota; Viridiplantae; Streptophyta; Magnoliopsida; Brassicales; Cleomaceae
Product: COBRA-like protein 9
Exons: 2
Coding region: 150-2156 (668 amino acids)
Biological process (GO): cellulose microfibril organization
Cellular component (GO): membrane
Source: RefSeq, a predicted model, not a curated record